Prorocentrum cordatum is the source of this 610-nucleotide messenger RNA. The record is from the annotation of a GenBank genome assembly. NCBI's taxonomy places the organism in Eukaryota, Dinophyceae, Prorocentrales, Prorocentraceae.
GGAGCUGGCCCCCGCCGCCGCGGUCGGCGACGGCCUGCCGCGCCCCCGCGACCACCACGGCGCCUGCUUCGUGGGCGGGCGCCUCUUCAUCUUCGGCGGCCGCGCCAGCGAGGUGGCCGUCGCCAGCUCAGUCCUCAACGACCUGUGGAGCUACUCGCUGAGCGAGGGCAGGUGGUCGAGGCACCACGCCGGGGCGAAGCCCGCGCCGAUCCCCCGCUUCAUGCCCGGCAUCACCGGCGUGCAGCCCGGCAACAGGAUCUUCCCGCACGGCGCGGUGGUCGUCUUCGCGGGCGAGCACUUGCCCGGCACCACGAAGCGCACCUCGCUGAACGGCGUGUGGGCGUACGACCUGGCGAACGGCCGCUGGGACGACUUGUCCAGCUCCGACUGCAGCCCCGGGGCGACGGGGGUUCUGGGCGCAUCGGAGGCGCCCAGCGGCGGCCUCGCUGGCGGCGGCCUCGGCGCCGCCGCCGCCUUCGCGGCGUGCGUCGCUGCGGUGGCGGCGCUGGUGUGGCUCCUGGUGGCCAGGAGGCCGUGGGGGGCGGCUGCGGCGCGCGCGCCCAGCGGCGGGGCCGCGGCGGUGGGAUACGUGCGCUUGGAGGAGCAGUGA